AGUUGGCUCGGCGGCAGCGGAGCGGCCGGAGCUGCGGUGCGGACCGGGGCCGCGCGGCGUGGCGCGGGGAGCGGCGGCGGCGGCAGAGCCAGAGCAACAUGGCGCCGGUGGGCGGGGGCGGGCGCCCGGUCGGCGGACCGGCCCGCGGGCGCCUCCUCCUGGCGGCGCCGGUGCUGCUGGUGCUGCUGUGGGCGCUGGGGGCCCGGGGCCAGGGCAGCCCCCAGCAGGGCACGAUCGUGGGCAUGAGGCUGGCGAGCUGCAACAAGUCGUGUGGGACGAACCCGGAUGGCAUCAUCUUCGUGUCCGAGGGCAGCACCGUGAACCUGAGGCUGUACGGCUACAGCCUGGGCAACAUCUCCAGCAACCUGAUCUCCUUCACCGAGGUGGACGAUGCCGAGACCCUCCACAAGUCCACCAGCUGCCUCGAGCUCACCAAGGACCUGGUCGUCCAGCAGCUGGUCAACGUGAGCCGCGGGAACACGUCCGGCGUGCUGGUGGUGCUCACCAAGUUCCUCCGGAGGAGCGAGAGCAUGAAGCUGUAUGCACUGUGCACCCGGGCCCAGCCCGACGGGCCCUGGCUGAAGUGGACGGACAAGGACUCACUGCUCUUCAUGGUGGAGGAGCCUGGGAGGUUCCUGCCUCUCUGGCUGCACAUUCUCCUAAUUACGGUGCUGCUGGUGCUGUCGGGCAUAUUUUCUGGCCUCAACCUCGGGCUUAUGGCCCUGGACCCCAUGGAGCUGCGCAUCGUGCAGAACUGUGGCACCGAGAAGGAGAGGCGCUAUGCCCGCAAGAUUGAGCCCAUCCGGCGCAAGGGCAACUACCUUCUCUGCUCGUUGCUCCUAGGGAACGUGCUGGUCAACACCUCCCUCACAAUCCUUCUAGACAACCUCAUCGGGUCCGGCCUCAUGGCGGUGGCCUCCUCCACCAUUGGCAUUGUCAUCUUUGGGGAGAUCCUACCUCAGGCCCUGUGCUCCCGACAUGGGCUGGCUGUGGGUGCCAACACCAUCCUUCUCACCAAAUUCUUUAUGCUACUCACCUUCCCCCUCAGUUUUCCCAUUAGCAAGCUCCUGGACUUUUUUCUGGGCCAGGAGAUUCGCACUGUUUACAACCGGGAGAAGCUGAUGGAGAUGUUGAAGGUGACGGAGCCCUAUAAUGACCUCGUGAAAGAGGAGCUCAAUAUGAUCCAGGGUGCCCUGGAACUACGGACCAAAACUGUAGAGGAUAUCAUGACCCAGCUCCAGGACUGCUUCAUGAUCCGCAGCGAUGCCAUCCUGGACUUCAACACCAUGUCGGAGAUAAUGGAAAGCGGCUAUACUCGCAUCCCGGUGUUCGAAGACGAGCAGUCCAAUAUUGUAGAUAUUCUCUACGUCAAAGACUUGGCCUUUGUGGACCCCGAUGACUGCACCCCCCUCAAGACUAUCACUCGCUUCUAUAACCACCCGGUGCACUUUGUCUUCCAUGACACCAAGUUGGAUGCCAUGCUGGAGGAGUUCAAGAAGGGGAAGUCCCACCUGGCCAUCGUGCAGAAGGUAAACAACGAGGGUGAGGGUGACCCCUUCUACGAGGUCCUGGGCCUGGUCACCCUGGAGGACGUGAUCGAGGAGAUCAUCAAGUCGGAGAUCCUGGACGAGUCCGACAUGUACACUGACAACCGAAGCCGGAAGCGGGUGUCUGAGAAGAACAAGCGUGACUUCUCUGCCUUCAAGGAUGCGGACAAUGAGCUCAAAGUGAAAAUCUCCCCGCAGCUCCUCCUGGCCGCUCAUCGCUUCCUAGCCACAGAGGUCUCUCAGUUUAGCCCCUCCCUGAUAUCAGAGAAGAUCCUGCUGCGGCUACUCAAGUACCCAGAUGUCAUUCAGGAACUCAAGUUUGACGAGCACAAUAAGUACUACGCCCGCCAUUACCUGUACACCCGAAAUAAGCCGGCCGACUACUUCAUCCUCAUCCUGCAGGGGAAGGUGGAGGUGGAGGCAGGGAAGGAGAACAUGAAGUUUGAGACGGGCGCCUUCUCCUACUAUGGGACUAUGGCCCUGACCUCGGUCCCCUCCGUGCCUUCAGUCCAGGUCGGGUGUCCGCCUGGCAAGCGGAACUCCCUGCUCUGCUGGCUCACAGACCGUUCCCCAGCACACCCCACCCCACUCAGCCGCUCAGCCUCCCUCAGUUACCCAGACCGCACAGACGUCUCAACUGCAGCAACCUUGGCAGGCAGCAGCAACCAGUUUGGCAGCUCUGUCCUGGGCCAGUACAUCUCUGACUUCAGCGUCCGGGCACUCGUGGACUUGCAGUACAUCAAGCCUCAAUCCUGGCCCUGUUUCUCCAGGCCUGGUGAUAGGGUCUGCCUCCCAGCCCCUCCCUCCAUGAACUCAUCCCUUCCUCAUGCAGAUCACUCGGCAGCAGUACCAGAACGGGCUGCUGGCUUCUCGCAUGGAGAACAGCCCUCAGUUUCCCAUAGACGGGUGCACCACCCACAUGGAGAACUUGGCCGAGAAGUCUGAGCUGCCUGUGGUGGACGAGACCACAACUCUUCUCAACGAGCGUAACUCCUUGCUGCACAAAGCCUCCCACGAGAAUGCCAUCUGACAGGAGGGCCCGGGGCCCCCUGCCCACCCUGCGGGGGCCUCCCCAGUGGGCCCACAUGAAGAGAGGGAACCUGUUAGUCCAGAAAGGAUACGGAUAGAUAGCCUGUCUGACUGAACAGCCAGAUGGCCCCCAGCCUAUGGGGGAUCUGGCCUCUGCCAGGGACCUCUGAGUAGCUCUGAGGUGGCACUGUCCAGCCCUGGAUAGGGGGGGCAGUGGGCCAGCUACCGUAAGCAAAGGCUGUUUUUUACUGAGAGAAUUUCUAAAGUAGGCUCAUCACUUUUUUUUAAAUAUCAUUUUGGGAAGGGAAGACAGGGUUAAGGAACUUUAUUUAAAAAAAAAAUAUUUUUUUCCUAAAAACUAUAAAAGAGGAAGGGUUUCUUGUCCCGGGAAGCAACGGACAUAAUCUGUUCCCAGCCAUGGCCUUCCAGCUUGUGUCCCUGAUUCAGGGAGCUCUCCCUUCCUCCUCCUCCUCCUCCUCCGGAGGUGGGAUCCCAGAGCCUGCCAGUGGAGGCUUAUCUGUUGGGAGGAAGACAGCUCUUCACAGAAGCAAAGAACAAAAUGGCAUGGAGAUCAGCUGCCUGAGCACCUGCGCUGUAGCUUAUCUGACAACGCUGAGGCCACGAGCUCCUGGGUAGCUGUGAUCAGGGACAUGAUAAUCUGAGCUAUGCAGAGGAGCACAUCUGUUGUCAACUGCUGUACCCAGAAAUCUAGAACUCUGCCGACAGCCUCUCCUGGUGAGUCGGGACUCAGCUGAGGACACAUCCCCACCCUGCCUCCCAUCUGGCCCUUUGGACAACUGGCCCUUUGUGACAGGGCUGACUCAAGUGUUAGGCAGGGUCUCAGGCCUUUGAUUGCUCACCCCUGCUCCCCAGGCCCUGCCCUCACUUUUACCAAAGGUUCUCCCUCGGCGGGAGGGCAUCUGUGUUGGAGGUGAUUUGUCUGGGUUCUUCCUUUUGGUUCCAGAAGGAACUGUCAGUCAUCAGCAUCUGCGUUGUUAGCAGUCAGUACCACCCCCGCCCCACAAUGACAGUCAAGGCUGACUUGUUGACUGAAGCCUUUUUCCCAGACCCCUUAUUUCGAAUCCCCAAGCUUCAGUCCCUCUUGGGGGUGGAGACAAGAGGACAUGUGGGAAGCCACGGAAGCAGGUUCUUUAUGUCCUCUCCUCUGUGGCUGGCAAGGCUCACCUGGCCUUAUCCACCCACUUAUGGAACCUCAGGAGAGGAGGGCUCCUCCUAAAGGCAUGCAGCUUGCAGCCCCUCUUUCUCACACGUGUGAUCCUAGCGUGAGAGGUCAUCCUGCCCUUGCUGAAGUUAGUAGUACUGUACUAAGAGCUCUGCCCUCAUGUGAAUUCCUGCCCUGGCGCCUCUUCCCUGGGGCUGAAUCAGGCCCUGCUGCAAAACUCCAGGCUUCCCAGGGUUGGGGAGGCUGUGGGACCAAGGUCCAUGUUGGUCCUUCCACUGGGUGCAGCAGGAGCUGGGUCCCGAGAGCCUGGCAGGUGAAACUCUGCAGGCCUUCCGCCUGAUUAUUAUUUAUUCACUCCUUUCCUCACCCCAAGUGCCCUGCUCUCCAGGUGCCUAGAGUAUCCUAACUCUUAGGACCAGGGAUUGUCUUGCACCAAGUAUGCCUACCCCUGGCCAGUCUGAGGUCUCCUAGCCAUAGAACUGACUCCUGGAAGCCUGGAGAGAAGGUGGUGACACCCAUGGGUUCUCAACUGUAAGGAAAAAAGACACCAGACUUUUGUUCCCUAGUGGGGGAAAGCCCUUAGUCUUGUACAGGAGCAGCUUGCUCCCAAGUCCUUUUGGAAGCUGGCAGAGCUAUAUUCCUGACAGCCCUGACUGCCAGGUAGAGCAAAAGACAUUGGUGGGGGUAUGUGAAGCAAAAGGGGCAGGUGCACACACCUCCACAGUGACCUCUGUGCACACGGUUACCACCAACUGGCUGGCCCUCCUCCUCUUCCCUGGCCCAUUGAUCAUCCCUUCUCACAGAGGGUCAUCAUUAUUUCCAAAUAUUGUUUGUCUGAUGACUUCCUCUUCCCAGUGCAAUUUUUCCCUUCCUAUUUCAACCUCUGGUUCCUGGGAUGAGCCAUACCCUGGAACUGGCCCACCCACUGUGUCUUCCACGUAAGGGAGACCUUUGCAAAGGGCAUCCAAAUGGGUAGGCAGGUGACAGCCGCCGUAUUUAUUUUGCAUAAUAUUUUAAUUUGUAUAUUUUUGUGAUUUAUUUUGGCGUUAUGAGUUUGACUCUCGGGGAGUUUUGUUGUUAUGACUCUUGUGUCUUUUGUCACAAAACAAUGAUAUUUGCUAAACGAUAUAUGGAAUUUAUUUUUGAUUGGUAAUAAAAAAUCAAAUAUGUAUAAA
Molecule: messenger RNA, 4934 nt
Organism: Homo sapiens (human)
Lineage: Eukaryota; Metazoa; Chordata; Mammalia; Primates; Hominidae
Gene: CNNM4
Product: cyclin and CBS domain divalent metal cation transport mediator 4
Exons: 8
Coding region: 99-2492 (797 amino acids)
Biological process (GO): sodium ion transmembrane transport; magnesium ion transmembrane transport; magnesium ion homeostasis
Cellular component (GO): plasma membrane; basolateral plasma membrane
Molecular function (GO): magnesium ion transmembrane transporter activity; sodium ion transmembrane transporter activity
Source: RefSeq, a predicted model, not a curated record